AUGGUUGGCUUUUCACUUCUCAUUUCUACAGCUUUGGCGGCUCAGACAGCUCUCGCUGGUGUAGUCGUACGUUCAAGAACUAACUAUGCAGUCAAAGAAAGACAUUACGUUCCUAGACAAUGGAAGAGAGUAACUCGUGCUCCUGCUGAAGGUAUCAUUAAUUUGAAUAUCGCAUUGAAGCAGAGUCAAUUCGAUGAGCUUGAGCGACAAUUAUAUGAAGUAUCCAACCCUUCCCAUCAAAAAUACGGUAAUCAUUUGACAUCCGAUGAAGUCAAUGAAUUGAUUCGACCAACGUCACAAACUCUUGAUUCCACUAAAGAAUGGCUUCUUGAUAAUGGAAUUAAUGCGUCGAGUUUAAGCUACAGUGGUGCCAAAGAUUGGAUUCAUCUAUCCAUACCAGUCAAGGAUGCCGAGCGCUUGCUCGAUACAGAAUAUCACAUCUAUGAGCAUGAAUCAGGUGGUCAACUUAUUCGUACCCCCAAUUGGUCACUUCCUAUGCAUCUUCACAAGCACAUUGAUGCUAUUCAACCAACAACUUCAUUCAUGCGUGCUGCACCAAAAUCCAGCUAUAACCCACGAGAAGCAAAGGUUGUGCCAAGACACACCAACAUUGUCGAAGGUCAACUUAGUGAAGGGUACACACCAGCUGGAUACAAACCGUCAAACACCACACUUUCGAAAUUAUGUGACGUCUCUGCAGUAUCACCUCAAUGUUUUCAAGAGCUCUACGGAACUGGUAAUUAUAAACCAAAAUCUGCUGGCAAGAAUAAGAUUGGUUUCAACAAUUUCCUCGGAGAAGUCCCAAUCCGACCAGAUGAUGCAUUGUUCUUACUCAAAUAUCGACCAGAUGCAGUCGCCUCUGCCUAUCAAUUUCAAUACGUUUCAAUUAAUGGUGGACCAGUCCAAAACACCACCCUUACCUCUGAGCAAUUGUUAGAUGGUACAGGUAAAGAAGCCAAUCUUGAUCUCACAGCCAUCACUGGAAUUAGUUACCCAACUCCAAUUACCGCCUAUUCAACAGGUGGACGGCCACCAUUCAAUGCCUCGAUUGGUGAAGAUACCAACACCAAUGAGCCAUAUGCCGAUUGGUUAAAUUAUAUACUCGCACAACCUGAUUCAGCCAUUCCCCAAGUCAUCAGCACAUCCUACGGCGACGAAGAACAAACCGUCCCCGAAUUCUACGCUAAGCGCGUCUGCCAACAACUUGCUCAACUUGGUGCUCGAGGUGUCUCAAUUCUCUUCUCAAGUGGAGAUGCUGGUGUAGGAGUCAACGGUACCUGUGUAAGCAACGAUGGAAAGAACACUACAAUGUUUGUGCCAGAUUUCCCAACUAGUUGUCCAUACAUUACUUCGGUUGGCGCAACCAAGUUUUUUGAACCAGAAGUCGCUGCUUACCGUGCUACCGGUGUUGAUCCUAUCAAUGGUGUUUACCAUGGUGGAUGGUCCACUGGUGCUGGAUUCAGUAAUUACUUUGCUAGACCUAGUUAUCAAGAAAAGGUUGUAAGUGCUUACGUCAAGGGUCUCAAUGGAACAUUCGAUGGCCUUUAUAAUAAAUCCGGUCGCGCCUACCCCGAUAUCUCAGCCCAAGGUUUCUACUUUGCCUACGUCUGGAACCAAACCUACGGCUCCAUCUCUGGAACAUCAGCCUCAACACCAUUGAUGUCCGGUAUCAUCGCUCUCGUCAACGAUGCUCUCAUUCACAAGGGCAAACCGGUUCUCGGAUUCUUGAACCCAUGGUUGUAUAGUAAAGGCUACAAGGGAUUCACAGAUAUUUUGGAUGGAAGCGCGGUGGGAUGUGGUGGAGCGGGUUUCCCGGUGACUAAAGGUUGGGAUCCGGCUACUGGGUUUGGUACACCUAAUUUCCCCGAGUUGCUUAAGUUGGCUGGUGCGAAUUAA
Sclerotinia borealis F-4128 is the source of this 1896-nucleotide messenger RNA. The record is from the annotation of a GenBank genome assembly. NCBI's taxonomy places the organism in Eukaryota, Fungi, Ascomycota, Leotiomycetes, Helotiales, Sclerotiniaceae.